This is a messenger RNA of Scylla paramamosain (green mud crab), 2363 nucleotides long. RefSeq lists its product as uncharacterized. The transcript has 6 exons. The record is from RefSeq and is a predicted model, not a curated record. NCBI's taxonomy places the organism in Eukaryota, Metazoa, Arthropoda, Malacostraca, Decapoda, Portunidae. Bases 182 to 664 code for a protein of 160 amino acids.
UGAGUGGAGGUGGUAAGUGGAGAACCCGCCGCGCAGUCUCACAGUUCCUCGCCGCCCUUCUCACUGACAGGACGUGCUGACUGUCUGUCUGUCUGUCUGCGUGUCUGCCUGUUGGUGGUGGUAGUGGUAGUGAAGACUUAGUUGCUGUUUGUCUGUGUGCCGAUAACUCAGCUGGGGACACAUGCUGGCCAGGAGUGUGCCCGUCCUGCUGGUGCUGGCGUGGGCGUCCGUGCCUUGCUCAGCCCGCCCACAGCGCUUCCUCCGUCGAGGCCCGCCCACGGCAUCAGAGCUGGAGCUACAGAGACUGCAGCUGCGCCCUUUUGUGAAGGAGGGGACGGCGGACGGCACAGGGGACUACAGUGACGCAAUAUACGCUGCCAGACUGGCUAAGGAACUGACGAAGCUGGAGGCUAGCAAGAGAAAUGUUUACGUCGACUUUAUAUCCUCCCUCUAUAUGAACCCACAAGUCCGCAGCGGGCUCCCCGCUGACCUGCAGCGCCUGUCGAGGGGAGCGCCGUCCCCUGCUGGUCCUGUCAGGGUCAUCACCUCCUCCACCUCCUCCUCCUUCGGCUCCCUCCCCCCCGUCCCCUUCUCCAGCUUCUCCCACCCAGGGUUAGCACCCGGGCCCCGCUUCCCCAUCCGCCGCUCCACCAGCCCGAGAUAAGAGAGAGAGAUAGAGAGAGAGAGAGAGAGAGAGAGAGAGAGAGAGAGAGAGAGAGAGAGAGAGAGAGAGAGAUGUGGGCGGGAGAAUAAGGCCGAUGUGUUUACUUAAGGUUGGGACUGAGAAAGAGAGAGAGAGAGAGAGAGAGAGAGAGAGAGAGAGAGAGAGAGAGAGAGAGAGAGAGAGUGUAUUGAUGAUGACUGUGGUAUAAUAGAAGGAAAAAAAAAGAUAAUAGUAAUAAUGAAAAAAAUGAAAAGAAAAACGAGAGAAUUGAUGAUGAUGAUAAUGUGAUAUUAAUGGUAAUAAUAAUAAUAAUAAUAAUAAUAAUAAUAAUAAUAAUAAUAAUAAUAAUAAUAAUAAUAAUAAUAAUAAAGUAAUAAUUUUUGUCUCGUUAUAUUUAGAUUAAAAAAAAGAAUGCUCCAAAAUUAAUCUCUACAUUUCGUGACUUUCAUCUUUUUUCUAAUUUGUUUUUAUAAUUAGAUACUUUAAGGCUUAAUUACGUUGCUGAUUCAUUUAUUUACUAAUUUACUUAUUCAGUAUUUUUGUGUCCUAGUUUUCUUACUGUGUGUGUGUGUGUGUGUGUGUGUGUGUGUGUGUGUGUGUGUGUGUGUGUGUGUGUGUGUGUGUGUGUUUUGUUUUCUUUUUUUUUCAGCCUUUAUAAUCUCUUGGAAUUGUUUUAUUUGUUUAUUUUUGUCCUUACAACGAAAAAGAAGCAUAUUAUUUUGCUGUGCACGUAUGUAGGUAACCAGAUUAUUAUUAUUAUUAUUAUUAUUAUUAUUAUCAUUAUUAUUGUUAUUAUUCUUAUUAUUCUUCUUAUUAUUAUUAUUAUCUUAGCAUUCUCAUUAUUUUGCUGUGCUUUAAAUGAUACAUGGGAACAAGUAAGACCUUUUAUUUUAUUUUAUUUUUUUUUUUUUUUAUUUUGUUUCAUUUUAUUGACUUGCUUUUCUGCCGUCUACUAAUGUCAGUGUGUGAUGGAGGCGGCAUGACAAGGCACACUCAUUCUGCUUGUGGUGCAUUUCCGAAAAUAUAUGAAAAAAAAAAUAAAAGCUUAAAUGUGCUUUUUUCCCUGCUUCUAUUAAUGCAUCAGUGUUUCGUUGACCGAACAAACAAUAUAUUUCACUUUUUUUUUUUUUUACCUUCUUGUCCAUUCUUGUUUUAUUAAAGUUUUCAUUUUUUCUGUUUUCAUUUUUUUCCAUUUUUUUCAUUAUAUCUGUACUUUUUUAUCGUCUUAUGUUAUUAUAAAAGUAAUGAUUUUUUUUCAUCUCUCUCUUUCCCCUGUAACUAUUAUCGAAAUUUAAUUGUUCUCUUUUGUUUUUGUUUUUUCCACUACCGCUUUUGCGAAAACCUUAAUUAUUCUUGUCACAUUUGUCACUGUUACCAUAAUUCCGGUACCUUGCAUUCCUUUUUUUCCUACUGCUGUUGUGAAGAUCGUUACUUUUUUGCCAGUAUUUUUUAUUCUUUUCAAAAUUUUCUCCCGCCACAUUUUGGAAUUUGAAUGCAUAGGUACUUUGAAACUGACUCUAAGUACUUUAAAAAUAUUAUUCUACAUUUUAGUUACAUAUAUAUAUUUUUUUCGAUGAUUAAAAAAGUAUAUGUAAUUCAUUAUGCCUUAAGAUUAUCAUUGUAUAUAAUUGCAACACGAGCCUUUUGUAUUCCUUCACUCUGAGGACUUGGAGUGAAAUAAUAAAGUCUAUUUUGCAUA